GCAUUCAGUUGACGUUCAGCCGCCCGUGCAAGCAGAACAGAGCGCCGUUUAAUGCGCACUGCGACCGAAAAGAAAGCCAAAUAAUACAAAUAAAAAUAAAAACAUUGGAGAAAGCCGACAACAACAAGCAUAAACAACGCAUUCGAUACACGCGCCUAGUUUGAACAACUAACAAGACGGCUAAACAACGCAACAAUCUGAUUUUCAUCCGACGAGUCCGUGUGACGCUCUCGCUGCUGCUGCUGCUGCUGCUACUCCAGGCGCCAACGCAACUUGCCCAGCACCACAGCCCGAACCCGAGCCCGAUCCCCUCCAGCUCAGACGCCAUGGCGAACACUGAGGCAAACAAUGUGGCCGAGUUCUCGCGCCGGCUGGCCAACUUCUCUGUGAGCCUGUACGGCAAACUGAUCGCACUGAAGCCCAACACAAACGUCGUCUUCUCGCCGUUCUCCAUACAGACGUGCGCGGCGAUGGCCCGCCUGGGCGCCGUGGGCGACACAGCCGACGAGCUGGACCGUGGCCUCGGCCUGGUGUCCAGCGAUGUUGGCAAAAUCGCCGAGAGCUUUCAUCAGGUGCUCGCCGCCUACGAGAAGAGCUCCAUUCUGCGCAUUGCCAACAAGCUGUACGUGAUGAAGGAUUACGAGCUGGCCGACGAAUUCAAUUCCCUGCUGGCCAAACAGUUUCUCUCGACCGCCGAGAAUGUGGAUUUUACGCUCAGCGCCCAGGCGGCGGGCACAAUCAACAAGUGGGUGGAGCAGCAAACGAACAGCCUGAUCAAGGAUCUUGUGCCCGCAUCUCUUUUGGGAGAACGGACGCGUCUGGUGCUGAUCAAUGCCAUACACUUCAAGGGCAACUGGGUGCAUCAGUUUCCGGAGCAUGCGACACGCAACGAACGCUUCCAUUUGAACGAAGUGGACGGCGUGGAUGUGCCCAUGAUGAAUCUAAAGGAACGCUUUCGCUAUGCCAAUCUGCCCGAACUGGAUGCCGCUGCGCUCGAGCUGCCCUACAAGGACUCGGAUCUGUCCAUGCUUAUAGUGUUGCCCAACAGCAAAACAGGCCUGGCACAGCUGGAACAGAAGCUGCGCACCACGCCGCUGGCACAGAUCACGGAUAAGCUGUACAGCAGCCAGGUGGUGGUCAAGCUGCCCAAGUUCAAGGCCGAGUUCCAGGUGGAGCUGACGCCCGUCUUCCAGCAGCUGGGCAUGUCGCGUCUGUUCUCGGAUAACGCCAACUUCUCCAAGAUGCUGAAGUCGCCCGAGUCGCUGAAGGUGUCGGCCAUCGUGCACAAGGCCUUCAUCGAUGUCAACGAGCUGGGCACGGAGGCGGCUGCAGCCACGGCCGCCGUCGUGCGCAUGAAAAGGAGCCUCAUCUCGCUCGAGCAGCCGCUCCAGUUCCAUGCCGAUCAUCCAUUCAUCUAUGUGCUCGCCCAUGGGCAGCAUCUGCCGCUCUUCAUGGGCGCCGUCGUGCGGCUCGAGGGGGCAGCCGCACGGGGCGAGGCACACGACGAGCUUUAGUAACAAAAUUUGUAGCACAUCUAAAAAGG
Molecule: messenger RNA, 1543 nt
Organism: Drosophila virilis
Lineage: Eukaryota; Metazoa; Arthropoda; Insecta; Diptera; Drosophilidae
Product: alaserpin
Molecular function (GO): serine-type endopeptidase inhibitor activity
Source: RefSeq, a predicted model, not a curated record